Aegilops tauschii subsp. strangulata is the source of this 920-nucleotide messenger RNA. RefSeq lists its product as uncharacterized. The record is from RefSeq and is a predicted model, not a curated record. Lineage: Eukaryota; Viridiplantae; Streptophyta; Magnoliopsida; Poales; Poaceae.
AUGAGCCUCAGGCCCGCGUCACCGUCCCAUGAGGAGCUGAUGAAGCGCAAACAAGAGCGUAAUCGCAAGAGUUUGGUUAUAGCGCUCAACACAUAUGCCAAGCGAAACAAUAUGCAGAUUACUGAUUUUGAGUUUGUGGAAGAGAAAGAAAGGAAUCUUGUUUCUGGAAUGCUUGGAGGAUAUGUGCAUUCCAACUUUGUGGUGAAAGGUGUAGAUGGCAGACCAACUUUGUUCUUUGCUGAGAUGGAGCAUGAUUGCUUCCAGGAAGAGCACUCUGUACUUUGCUAUCUUAUGAGCAGCGAUGACUCGGGUUGUUGUUUCGGGUGCAAUAAGCGAGCAAGGAAGCUCAUGCAUCCCACAUGUGGUGGCUACUUGGGUGGACUCGAGGAUGUGCCGUUUCCUUACGUGGAGGAGGAUAGUGAUGAUGAGUGCUUUCUUGAAUGAGUCUAUAUAUGUUUCCAACAAGACAAAGCCGUAAACUCAGUCUAGUUUCUAUGCUGAGUCCGUAAGAAGAUGGAGUGCUUUGGUCACAGCAGGCUGCGACAAGUAGGGGCCGAAGCAUAUGUACCUUUAUUAUUAAAGUUAUUAAUAACUCGAUGCCCCAAGAAAAAUGUGAUGUUAACUAGAAUCAUGCUUGUGACAAUUUCAUUUUGAUGGUUUGCUGUAACAAGUUAGAAUGGACGAUGAUGUAUCGUUAUAAAUUGUUGAUUUACAUUUUCAUUUUCCAGAGUGUGCCAUAUUUUUUAUAGCAAGAAGAUAAUAUUUGUUUACAAUGAACUCCAGAACAAUCAAAGGCCGAUUGUUAGUUAAGGCCGAGACGACACCAAAAAAGGUGGUAACGAUCGUUUCUCUCCCAUGGGCCUCCGGUGGGCAUAGCUUGCUUCACCAGUGCUACCUCAUUUGACUUGCUUUUGCUAAAA